UGCACGUACUCGUCCUUAGUCAGUCAAACAGUGGAUUGAAUGUUAUGUGUGAUACGUCGCGUUAGUUAAUAAUAGUUAUAUAGUUAUUAACGCAUUGAGCCAGCAGGGGGCGGGGACAGCUGAUAAGUGCGUGAGUAGAAGAAGAGGAAUAACAGCCGAAGAAGAACAGAAGCAGCAUGGCAGGAAGUAUAACGAACCCUCCGAUCAGCAGCUCUCUGGCCAAACUGCAGUCUCUGAACGGACUGUUCGCGAUCUAUAAAAAGCAAGGACCGACCUCUGCAGACGUGCUGAACACGCUCAAAGAAGCUCUGCUCAAAGAGGCUGGCGUUCAGAACCCGAACCCGCGAAAAAGGAAGAAGCAGAGCCUGAAGAUGGGACACGGAGGGACGCUGGACAGCGCUGCCAGCGGGGUGCUGGUUGUUGGUGUUGGCAAUGGCACAAAGAUGCUCAGCACCAUGUUGGCUGGUUCUAAGAAAUAUGUCGCUGUGGGAGAACUGGGGAAAGCAACAGAUACUCUGGAUGCCACUGGCAGUGUGACUGUGGAGAAAGACUUUGAACACAUCACCAGACUGGACUUUGAGGACAAGCUGAAAACAUUCACUGGUGACAUCAUGCAGGUUCCUCCACUCUACUCUGCACUGAAGAAAGAUGGCCAGCGUCUGUCUGUGCUGCUGAAGAAAGGUCACAAGGUUGAGGCCAAACCAGCGAGACCAGUCACCGUGUACAACCUGAGCCUGCAAGAGUUCAAACCACCUCUCUUCACUCUGGAUAUUGAGUGUGGUGGUGGAUUUUAUGUCCGGAGCUUGGUGGAUGACGUGGGAAAAGCUCUGUCAUCGUGUGCCCACGUGAAGGAGCUGAUUCGGACCAAGCAGGGUCAGUUCACCCUGGAGGAGCACGCCCUACAUGAGGAGCAGUGGACCCUGGAGCACAUCCUGCGCUCUCUGCAGCCCUGCUCAGGCUCAGAGCAGACCAUGGACUGCACAAAGGCAGCAGAGGCUGACACCUGAAGACUACACUGUGAACAGGACCUAAAGUGAAAGUGACACGCUGAGGUUACUGUUUCACGAUUAGUCAUAUGACUCACCUGCUUGGCUUUUCCAAUGAAGAGUACUUCCUGUCUAAACGUAUGUUCAGACUCGAGGGUGAUUUUGAGCAACUGAAGUGUGACAUCGUUGAGACGAUGUCAAAAGCUCUGUGGAGCAGCGUGCUCGCUCUCGUUUCUGUCAUCUGCUCUUUAAGUUUUAGUUAAAUUUGUAAAUGAUUGUAUAAAUGACAGCCACCCUCCAUCCCAGCCUCUCGGUGACACACAUUCUACAUACUUCUACUACUGUGAUAGAAGAGUUUUCCAAUUUAAGACUUUAAAGGACCAGUGUGUUGGAUUUGGGCAUCUAAUGGUGUAGUUGCUCAUUGCAACCCCCUUGUUUUUUUCUUGGAGCGAAGAAAGAAAUCUGGUGGCCAUGAAGCAUGCGUUAAACCCAAAAGGCCCCAUCUAAAGCCAGUGUAGUCUGCCUGUUUUGAGACACUGUAGAGACAUGGUGGACUCUGUGGCAGAAGACCUGCAUGUCUUUAAAGACUCCCUCUGAGGUAAUAAAGACAAAGACCCUUAUUUUCAGUUAAUUAAACACUGCUGAAUACAGCUGAAUGUUCUGUUUCUGUGGACAUCUGAUCUGACACACUGGACCUUUUUAAAGUCUAGCAUGAAGCAGACGUACCAUGAAAAGAUUCCACAGGAUUUAUUAAGAUUUGUUCAUCAAAUAUUUGAAUUAUUUUCAGGAAGAAGUCAGCAGAAAAAUGACUUGAUGUAUACAGUGAUAUAAUAGUGUAUCAAUACAGACUGGUAUGUAAAGGAGUAUUGUGAUAACAGCUGCACAGUUGACACCAGUUCCACCUCCUGCAGCCAGGAAGCAUUUGUAAAGCAGGUCACGUGUUUAUGAAGAUGCUGAUGAUUUAUAGAUUUGUGUACUCCACAUUUGAAUGUGAAUUUGUUGUUGCAUCAGCAGUGUCACUGCAACUCUAAUUUAAUUUGUUCUGCACUUACAAAUUAAAAGCAUCUAUGCAAACAUA
Molecule: messenger RNA, 2064 nt
Organism: Larimichthys crocea (large yellow croaker)
Lineage: Eukaryota; Metazoa; Chordata; Actinopteri; Sciaenidae
Gene: trub1
Product: TruB pseudouridine (psi) synthase family member 1
Exons: 8
Coding region: 177-1007 (276 amino acids)
Biological process (GO): tRNA modification; mRNA pseudouridine synthesis
Cellular component (GO): nucleus
Molecular function (GO): pseudouridine synthase activity; RNA binding
Source: RefSeq, a predicted model, not a curated record